Messenger RNA from Paramacrobiotus metropolitanus, 891 nucleotides. RefSeq lists its product as uncharacterized. The coding region runs from base 158 to 772 and encodes 204 amino acids. The record is from RefSeq and is a predicted model, not a curated record. The transcript has 2 exons. Lineage: Eukaryota; Metazoa; Tardigrada; Eutardigrada; Parachela; Macrobiotidae.
GUAUCGACCGCAUCGUCAAAACUGUUUACCUUUGCGUAACACCAGAUCCGCAUACAUGCGCCGGCAUUGUUACGGUGUUACCGGCGUCGGCAGUUUUCCCGCGUAUAACUAGGUCGAACCGGACGCCGUCGACACUCGCCGGAUAUCGACACUCGUAAUGCCAGCAAACAAAAUAUUGCUCAAACUUGAACUUGAAUGUUACAUGUACACGAUGCUGGCGCAUUUCACAAUUUAUUUCUUGGGACUAUCAACUAUGUUGCUCUUAUGUCUGCCAUUUUCUCAUUCACAGGAUGAUUAUCCGGACCCGGAAUUCCCCGAUCUCUACUCCCCGGCCGUCCGCUUCACCGUCAUCCCCGAGAAUUUCACCGGCCGUAUCGGCUGCGACAGCGGCCGCUGUGUUUUAGAGAUCUACGACGCCCACUUCCGGGAGCUGUGCAACGACACCUUCGAGCACUGCCUGGGCAUGUGCCUGCAGUCCUCCGACGCCACCGCCCCUGUCCGGCAGUCCUGUGCGGCGCAAUCGCGCAGCCAGUGCCAGAUCGCUGUCAGCAGCGCCUGGUUCGGGAAUCCCUGUCCGGGCCGGCUAAAACACCUGGUGGUGUCGUAUUCCUGUAGUUGCGCGAUGCCGGUGAAUAGCGGAAGUGGUCCCGUGGAGAACGGCCAAGGUGCCGGUUUCUCCGUGGCGGCCAUGGCGUCGCCGCUCGGCCCGACGGAGUUGAAGCCGCGCGGCAAAGACUGUGAUCGCCGGAUCUUCCGCACGCUGUGCACGUGACCUUUGUCGGAUUCGCUGUUUGGACAUUUUUUACGUUUUCUUAGACUUUCUAAUGUUUUCUUUGAUUUUCUCAAGUUUUCGUAGGUUUUUUUGUGUUUUCUUAUGUUUUGUUUCUUAGA